This is a messenger RNA of Megalops cyprinoides (Indo-Pacific tarpon), 1038 nucleotides long. Its product is annotated as cytochrome c oxidase subunit 5A, mitochondrial-like. The transcript has 4 exons. Lineage: Eukaryota; Metazoa; Chordata; Actinopteri; Elopiformes; Megalopidae. The record is from RefSeq and is a predicted model, not a curated record. Gene Ontology annotation, biological process: mitochondrial electron transport, cytochrome c to oxygen. Gene Ontology annotation, cellular component: mitochondrial inner membrane. The coding region runs from base 78 to 503 and encodes 141 amino acids.
GCUGCGGUAGUGGCAAGUCCUAAUGUCCUUCUGUAAAGACCCGCGGUAAAGAUUUGUCUUUUUGCAGUCUUCUCAUAAUGUUCGGGGCAGUUGUGCGAUUUUCAGUCUCUGGGGUCCGGACUUUGGCCCGAUCACGGCCAGCAUACACUGCUCCUUUGGCCUCUCGCUGUUACUCUCAUGCCAAGCAGGAGACGGAUGAGGAGUUUGAUGCCCGCUGGGUCACCUAUUUCAACAAACCGGACAUUGACUCCUGGGAGCUGAGGAAAGGCAUGAACACACUCAUCGGUUAUGACCUGGUGCCUGAGCCAAAGAUUCUGGACGCUGCUCUGCGGGCCUGCCGGAGGUUGAACGACCUGGCCAGCGCUAUCCGUAUCCUCGAGGCAGUCAAGGAUAAAUCUGGACCUCACAAAGAGAUCUACCCCUACUUGAUUCAAGAACUGAGGCCCACUCUGGAUGAGCUCGGCAUCUCCACACCCGAAGAGCUUGGAAUGGACAGAUUGUAGAUGUCCAUACUGUGGGUGGGUUCACUUAGACAGCCUGGCAACUCUGUAUGGGAGGCUGUUCAGUUCAGCAUGAGCCCAAUCGGGUUUGUUUCCUAUACAAUAGGUAUGCAAGUGUCUGGCUGAAUGCAGCAAAUCAGGGAAGAUGUGUUCAGCAGAAUCUGUCUUUGAUAUAUUUUUUCUGAAGUGAUUUUUCCAGUGGAUCCUAGAUGAUAGAUAUUUUUUUCUGAUAUGUAUCCAAUUUUACAUUUAUGUAUUUGCUUCUCAUGUGAAAUACCAAAAUGAUUUGAAAACAUGUAUUUUUUUAAAUUUGUGAAUGUUCCAGUUGGACUUUGACAUUGAUGUAUUUUACUCAUGUGGAAUAUCCAUUAUAAUGUGAUGUCUGGUUUGACUCAUUUUGAACUGAAUGACAAGCAUGGAACCCGCAAUGCAUUCAUAAGGAAAGAUAUUUCUGUAUUUACGCCAUCUUGUAUGAACUGAACAGCCUCACUUGAGUAUGUCUCUUAUGUACAGUGUCAGUAAAACUGAUUCCCCAGCA